AUGCACGCACCAAGUAAUAUUAAGCAUGAGCACGUUGGUAAGCCAUCAACAUCGAAAAUACAGCUACAACAAGAGCGAAAUUCGUCUCGAUCGUCGAGUCGAUCGAAAUCUUCUCCAGAAGUUAUAGAAGAUGAAAAAAUUAUACUGAAACUAGCCAGUCCAGUUGGUGGUGAAGCUUUAACUUUUUAUUGGCCAUUACGUGAAUCACCUGGUUAUAGUGAAGGGCAAGAAAUAUUGGAUGUUGUGAAGAAUGUUCUGUCAUCGUUCCCUGAAUUAAAUUUUAUCGUUCGACAACAUUGUGGUCUAAACUUGGAUGCAAUUGACAAAAAAAAUUUCGACCAAAUGAGUUCAUUAUUGGAAGCGUUUAAUAAAACAGUCCCUGCAAUAACCCAGUUGGUUCGUUUUCCAGAGUUACGAAAAGAUUUUAAGUUACUAUUUUGUAUGACUAUAUCGUUUUGGUUCUUUCAAAGACCCUACAAUGUUAUUAAAAAUUUUUCUUUUUCUCAGUGGAAGGGUGCUACAAAGCCAGGUGGCGAAAUUUGGUCGGCUGAGCGUGCUGAUCCUGUGCUUUUAAAACAGAUAUGUACGCGUGCUUAUAAUCGAGCUGUUGAUAAUGUCAAUCAUUUAAAUAAUCAUUAUAAAGCUUUUUCAUCGGAGACAUACGGAGAAACUUCGUAUGAACGAUUACGAAUGAUUAUUCAAGAAAUUACGCCAAAGGAAAGGGACGUUUUUGUUGAUCUUGGAAGUGGUGUUGGGCAACUGGUAAUACAAAUGGCCGGUGGUUCUCGAGUAAGGAAAGCUGUUGGUAUUGAAAUAGCCUCACUCCCUAACAAAUAUGCUCAAAAUCUAGUUAUUGAAUUCAAAAAAUGGAUGAAAUGGUAUGGUAAGAAAUUUCGACCGUUUGAAAUUUUCAAAGGCGAUUUUUUGGAUGAACGAUUUCGGGAACUCAUUACUAAAGAAGCGACUAUAAUUUUUAUCAAUAACUAUGCCUUUACGGCCGAUCUGGAAACAAAAAUUAAAAGGGAACUCCUAAGUGAUCUGAAAGAUGGUACAAGAAUCAUAUCUACAAAGCCAUAUGGUCAUGUUAAUCGUUCCAUUACUGAUCGACAUAUGAAUGAUAUAUCUGCAAUAUUGGAUGUUUAUGAGAUGUCGCAAUGCGAAAAUGCUUGUUCUUGGACGGGAAAUUAUGUUCCAUACUAUCAUCAUACUAUAAAUCGAGCUAAGUUAGAAAAAUAUUUUUUGGCUCAGCGUAAUCCAUCUUUGAAAUUAGCUAGUAAUGGCUCAGAUGAGAGCAGACGUUCAUCAACAUCGAGUAAAUCUCGUGAUAGUUUUCGUUGUUGGUCUCGUGAAUCAAGCGUUUCAUUGCCUGUUCGUUCAAAUACUCCAAAUAUUCAUACGUCCUUAAAUCGAAGUCAUACGCCUAAUGUAGCUGGCCGAACUCAGAUCACGAAAAUAAGGCGAUCUAUUUCCCGUCAAUCUGAUGAUGAUGAUUAUGCCAUUGGACCGACAACGCGUAGUAAAUGGCAGGAAUAUUGUUCAACGAAAACGAAACGAGCCCAUUCUACUGCUGUCCCUGUCUCAGCAAAUGACAUUGAUCCUGGUGAUGCGGGUAGCGAAUGGAGUAAUCGCGACUCUGAUUAUGUUCCAAAUAAAAAAAUACGGAAAACUGGACUUGGCCGUGGACGGCCACGAAAAAUUAAUCUUGCAAAGGUGGUCAUUUAUUUUGUUGUGGCUGGUAAUACCAAGGAAACGAGAAAUUUGGUACAUGAAAUGACUUGUACAGUUAGCGUUCAACCACUCUUGCCUAUAAAUCAUCCAUCUAUCGAUAUUAUUUCUAGAGAUCUUCGCGAUUUAUUUGAAAUGCAAUUAGAAAGAAUGGCUUCACCUGGUUUACUUCAUGAAAUUGAAGCAGAAAUACAAUCUCAAAUGCAAUACAAGAGCGUUCUACAAAACCGGAUUGAUUUGCUCAACAAACAAAUUUCUUCAUUAUUAUUCAGUGGAACUCAAAAUUUAUACGCUCGGAUGAAAGAACUUGGAAUUGAGGCGACUACUCCAUAUGCUUUACUUGACAAUGCUAAAGAAAUUGUCAAACACCAUAAAAAAAUAUCAGCUGAAUGCGCGGCAUUGGAGAAUGAAGUUACGAUUCUUGAGCUGGCCAACAAACAGUUAGAAAUGAAAGUUUUUCGUAGAAAUGAGGAUCCCAAUUUAGUGGUGAAUAUUAAUACUGUUCCCAGCAUUAAUCCACUGGUUGCUUCUAAUGUAUCCGAUAAUUACCAAACAUUGGCUGGAUAUCACAAAAAAUUGAGUGCUAAAGGAUCUUUGGUUUGCACAAAGUCAGCAGAUUAUUCCAUCUCAAACGAUUCUUCCGCUCAGCAGUCGCAAGAUUCUUUAUCUUCUACGGAUCUUACCAUACAGUAUGUCGUAUCGAAUGCUUCAUCCUAUGCUCACCAAGUGAACUCUGGAACGCUUGGGACUGUGAAACGUUCACGUUGCCGUCCAAAUCGUGGUGGACAGUCGAACAAGCGCAUACCAUCGUCAUCUGUAAAAAUACUCAGUGAUCCCAAAGAAGCUGAAGAAAUGGAAAAAAGAAUCCAAGAUAUUGUUGCGAAAGCGCUUGAGGUGUCUCUUCGGGAUUUAAUCAUUAAUCCUAAACUUUCAAAAUGUGCUGAAAAAGAACGUCGUGCUCGUGGCGAAAAACGCAGAGAUAAGUUACCGACUGUAUCGACAUUAUCAACGAGCCGUAUUGCAACACUGCAUCGUGUGAAUGAAAAGAUGCAGCAAUCAAGCGGUGCAGUGGAAUUAAUGGAAAUGAAAAUGAGAAAUGUAAACGAUUCAUUAAUGAAAGAAAAUAUUGAAUGUGAAGGCAGCACAACUUUGCAUCAGUCCUCACUGGCUGUAGCAAAGACAGAAACGGAUAGCAUCAGGACAGCUGAAGACUAUGGUGGCAUAUGCAUUGAUGCUUCACGGUGA
This is a messenger RNA of Dracunculus medinensis (Guinea worm), 2970 nucleotides long. The record is from the annotation of a GenBank genome assembly. Lineage: Eukaryota; Metazoa; Nematoda; Chromadorea; Rhabditida; Dracunculidae.